Phytophthora sojae is the source of this 1938-nucleotide messenger RNA. RefSeq lists its product as hypothetical. The record is from RefSeq and is a predicted model, not a curated record. Gene Ontology annotation, molecular function: protein binding. The transcript has 3 exons. Gene Ontology annotation, cellular component: mitochondrial matrix. Bases 748 to 1857 code for a protein of 369 amino acids. Lineage: Eukaryota; Oomycota; Peronosporomycetes; Peronosporales; Peronosporaceae.
CGUCGCGCACCUGCACGGGCAGGUGGUACUGCAGGUCCAGCACGCAGGUCUGGCACACGUUCUUCAUGCGCGCGCAGGUCUGGCACACCUCGGUCUUCUUGUAGCGCGCGCGCUUGCCCGGCUUCCAGCGGAAGACCGUGAAGGGCCGUGCGCAGACCUUGCAGGCGCAGCCGUACGCCUCCUUCAUCAUGCGCACGUACGGGUUCUCGCCCAGACAGCUCUCGCACAGCAGCGGGAACUCCUCCGACUCCCACGCCGUCUUGGUCGCGUCCGCCUUGAUGGCGAAGCCGCGCUCCCCCAUUGCUCUCUGUCUCCUAUGGAGCUCCUCGACUUGGAUAGGGCCUAAAAUAGGGCUUCCCAGAAGUGGGAUUCCAACUGCGAGGUUGCGAUUCCAACUGCGAGGUUGCGCGCGUAGUAUACUACGCGCAACAAUUCCCCGAAGCGCGAACAGCGCUUGUAUCGGGGGAAUUGAUGCGCACAUACUUUAUUCGGGUCAAAUCCGUCGCAGAAACACGCGCACGCGUUUCCGCGCAAUAGUACUUUGGCGGAAAAGUGCUAUUCCCUCCAAUGAUGAAUGCUAUUUUCCAGCGGGGAGGGAAUGUUACUUGUCAAACACCCGCGAUUGGCUCAAAAUGAAACGGGGCGCAAUCGGACUUUGCCGAGAACACUCAACAUACAUACGCAAUCGUGCUGGAUGAGCCAUCUGACAAGGUGCGGCCUGGAACGCAAGCAGCUUAGAUCAGGUAGAUGGCAUCUGUGCUGCGGCGCUCGGGCGUGGCGCGGCUGGCCAAUCGCCGGCUCACGCAGCUGCAGGGCGCGGACGCGGCGCGCUUCAUCCAGGCGGUGCUGACCAACGACAUGAAGCACGUGGCGCGCCGCGGCGACGCGCUGUACGGCGGCUUCCUGAGCACCAAGGGCCGAGUGGUGGGCGACUGCAACGUGCUGCAGCUGGCGGACGACGCGUUCCUGCUGGACUACGACGAGGACGUGGCCGAGGCGCUGACCAAGCACUGGAAGCGCUACAAGCUGCGCAUGAAGGUCAAGAUCGAGGACAAGACGGACGCCUACGCGCUCUACGCCACGGUGCCCGCCGCUGUGAGCGAGGCUGGCGCCGCGCUGUCGCCGGCGGAGAAGGUGCUGGACGAGAUGCAGUCAUUGAACGGUGGAGAGGAGACGGUGGUGUACGCUGACCCGCGUGGAGAGCACUUUGGCGUUAGAGCGAUUGUCCCGAUUGACUCGACGCUGAGCUUGCCGGAGGGAUACGAGACGAUGGAGACAUCUGCGUACUUGGAUCACCGCAUCGCGCUCGGAGUCGCGGAAGGCAAGGAGCUGGUGGAUGGGAUUCCGCUCGAGUGCAACCUCGACUUACUGAAGGGUGUGUCCUUCCGCAAGGGGUGCUAUGUUGGCCAGGAGCUCACGGCUCGCACGCAGUUCAAGGGCAACAUCCGCAAGCGGUUAGUGCCUGUCGCGCUGGUUCCGGCGGAACACCAGGAUGUGGUUAAGACUCUGUCGGAGCUUGCGUUCAAGCCGUUCGAUGCACCCUCCCAUGGGGCGCUGCGAGAAUACUUGGCGGACUCGAAGGGGUGGAAGGACGUCAAGGCGCCGGCAAUCGGAGACAAGAUUGUCGCCACAGGCGAGUCCAAAGCGGUUGGAACGAUCUUCAACGUUGCGAAGGACGUGAGCAGCGCUAUCGCCAUGAUGCGCCUCGGCCACCUUCUUCCAUCGGAGUCGGAGGCUGGUGAGACUGUGCCCGCCAUGAAGUUUUCGACGCAGGACGGUGCCUUCCACGCCGUGCCAUAUCAACCAUCGUGGUGGCCUUCGCUGGACGUGAAGACAGGAAAGAUGGUGCUGUCAUGAUACGCAGAAUAGUGCCAAAUGAGCAAGUACACACAGAAUUACAUGGCAUCUUGCUUACUAAAGUACUUACUCGUAUGUAGG